Molecule: messenger RNA, 282 nt
Organism: Racocetra fulgida
Lineage: Eukaryota; Fungi; Glomeromycota; Glomeromycetes; Diversisporales; Gigasporaceae
Source: the annotation of a GenBank genome assembly
AUGACCUCUACCGCAGCCAAAGUUCUCAAGACCUCUACUGCAGCCGAAGUUCUCAAGAACUAUAUUCCAGCCGAAGUUUUUAAAGCUGCUACACUCCAACAACUUGAUGAUAAAAUUGAUGGAAUAGUUAAAAGUAUAGACUUUAUGAAAUCGCAAAUGAGUAAGAAAGGUGAUUUCCAGGUGAAUAAGAUUGAUCCAAGUGAAAUAAUCGGUCCUUAUGGUGAUGUCAAUGCGAAUAAGAUUGAUCCGAGCGAAAUAAUCGAUCCUUAUCCUUAUCCUCUU